CAGUUCAUUUCAAAUUCCAUUGCACAUCUCACAGAAUUACAAGUAAAGCGAGCAGAACAUUCGGACGCAAUAGAAUCGCAUAAAACUGAAGACUUCCGGCUUGAUUUUCCGACCGUUUCUGAUCGUCAGCGGUAUUUCAGUGCCUUGUAAAAUGCAGACUACACUUCCAGUUCGAGCUAUAUGGAUAUUGCCGAUGAUAUUACCGGCGUUUUUCGCAGUUUCGAUGUGCGUUGAACUCAGAACCGAGUACGAGUGGAAAUACUUUGAGUAUAAAUAUGAUAUUGGUCGAAAAGAUCAGUGGAAAGAAAUGUACAACUAUCGAACCCUGAUCCCAACGGAUUUUCUUCGAGUGUCGGAAAAUAAAACACUCAUAGCAACGCCGCAGGCCAGAAAUCAAAACGACAUCUCGCGUUUGUCUCGUAUAUCCGCCGAAUCCAGCGACAGCGGCCCUUUGCUGGAGCCCUAUCCUUCCAACGCCUGGCACAUAACAUUUUUUUACCUCUACUGUCCGAAAAUUACGAGCGUCAGCAAAAUAUUCAUGGACGAUUGCAACAGAAUCUGGGUGGUCGAUUCGGGAAAACUGAGGGAUUUGCAAAUAUGUCCUCCGCAAAUUUUGGCCUUCGAUGCCGAUACCGACGAAUUGGUCGAGAAAUUCGUUAUACCGAUGGAAUUGGCUCGCAAUUCCAAGACCAGGAGACCGGGCCGACUCCAAAUUCAAUUCGUAGAAACGAAGGAUUCGUGCUCGAAGACUUGGGUUUACGUGGGAGACCCCGAGGGAUACGGGAUGGUGAUCUGGGACGGGAAGGACGUCUGGCGACUCGAAAACGACGAGGUUUACGGACCGGACAAAACAGCGACCACAUUCGACGUGGACGGACAACGAUUCGAUCAGGAAGUCGGGGCUUCGGGAUUCGUCGUGAUUCCUCCGGGAUUCCUCCACGAAGAUUACAUGAUGCUACGACCCGUCGCUUCUCAGAAGGCGUACGCGGUGAAGGUGGAAGAUUUGCACAAUUCCAAAGAUGGUAAACCGGUUACUUACUACAAGGGCAACGUCACCCUUCCGAGUCAGGAACUGACGAGAGCCUUCUCCGAGUCGGGUGCCCUUAUCGGAUCACUUGCCUCCCAAUCGGCUCUCUCGUGUUGGUAUCCCGAAAAUCCCCUGGCAGCUGAAUAUAUCGGUAUCCCUUUACGGGAUCCGGUCGCUCUGCAGUACGCCGUCAGCGGGAAAAUUGUUCGAGGGAAAGGAAGCCGUUCCGGAGACGAGGAGUUCUGGAUUCUGUCUACUCGUAAUCAACGGUUCGCCACUAAUACCGUGAACUUCAACGAAACCAAUUUCAGAAUCAUGUCGGUAAACGUGGCUGAAUUGAUCAACGGUACGGUUUGCGAACCUUCCGGUGGUACCCCUAAGGAAUCCACCAUCGAAGACAAGUUCUUCUUCAAGAUGGAAAACUAAAAGGGAUGAAGCGAUUCACGUGUAUGCCAAUUAUUUUGCGUUCGCAAAAUCGUUAUUUGAAGAAUCGAAGUAUGAAUAAAAUUAUUGAGAUACA
Athalia rosae (coleseed sawfly) is the source of this 1547-nucleotide messenger RNA. Its product is annotated as major royal jelly protein 1-like. The transcript is spliced from 5 exons. Bases 152 to 1453 code for a protein of 433 amino acids. Gene Ontology annotation, cellular component: extracellular region. The record is from RefSeq and is a predicted model, not a curated record. Lineage: Eukaryota; Metazoa; Arthropoda; Insecta; Hymenoptera; Athaliidae.